GUUCCUUUUCUUUUCCCCAGAUUGCGUGGAUGCUGUGAGUGAAUGUUGAUAGUUCCCUGAGUACUAUAUUGUGUCAUUCAGCAUUGACUACCGUGUCGAUACAAUGGAAACCGAAACCAUGAUGCCCUCGCCACCAACUAAGUCAGAAGGAGUUCGUCUGAAAAAAGAACUCCGUUUGAUGGAAGCCGUUUCUGUCAUUGUUGGACUUAUCGUUGGGACAGGAAUCUUCGUUUCGCCGACCGGAGUCCUACAAGAAACUGGAUCUGUUGGAUUUGCUAUAUUGGUUUGGGUUGCGUGUGGAAUUCUGUCGACGAUGGGAGCAAUUUGUUAUGCGGAACUUGGUACCUUGAUUCCAGUCAGCGGCGGAGAUUUUGCCUACAUUCGUGAAGCAUUUGGCGAUUUCCCAUCAUUUCUCUUCAUUUGGGACGCAGUUUUCGUUUUUGUUCCGACUACUAAUGCGAUUAUGGCAUUGACGUUUGCCAACUAUGCAAUGCAGCCAUUCUAUGGAACUUGCGAAGUUCCCGAUGAUGCCAAGCGUCUCAUUGCUGCAAUUGUAAUAUGUGAGUUUCUCGAAUUCCAUGUGUCUUUGUUUCCGACGUACUUUAUAAAUUUGGUUUCGAAUUCUGACGCAGGUUUUCUUACGUUUUUAAAUUGCUGGAACAUGAAGAUCACGAAAAAGGUUCAAGACGUGUUUCUCAUCACAAAGAUCUCAGCAUUGGUGAUUGUAAUCAUUGCCGGCAUGACUUAUCUGUUUAUGGGGCACUACGAAAGCUUCCAGGCGCCUUUUGAGAACUCUUCCUCAUCUCCUUCCAAAAUCGCAGUUUCGUUUUACCAAGGAAUGUUCUCGUAUGCAGGCUACAACUACUUGAACUACAUGUUCGAAGAAGUGCAGAAUCCAUUUGUAAAUGUGCCAAGAGCGAUUUACAUUUCGAUGCCGCUUGUGACGCUGCUUUACGUUUUGGCAAAUGUCGCAUAUUUAGCGGUUCUUCCACCGUCAGUUAUGCUGGCAUCUAAUGCAAUCGCUGUGACAUUCGGGGAUAAAGUACUUGGCAUUUUCAGUUGGAUAAUGCCCGUAUUUGUGGCCAUGUCUGCUUUAGGCGCGUUAAGUGUCCACGUCAUGACCAGUGCGAGGAUUUGCUUCAAGGCAGCUUCUGUUGGGCUGCUCCCGGACUCCAUGGCAUUGGUCAGCUUGCGGAAAACGCCCGCUGUUUCCUUAACUUUCCUGGGUAUUUUAUCGCUUUGUUACCUGUCAACGAGCCAAGUGAGUCGUUUGAUCGACUACGCAGCGUUUGUGGAGUCGAGUUUCAUCUGUUUGUCAAUCAUGGGAUUGUUGUACUUCCGCUGGAAGAAACCGGAUGCUCAUCGGCCUGUCAAGGUUUUCUUACCCAUCCCGAUUUUCUUCUUGGUGAUUUGCCUCUUCCUGGUGAUCUUCCCGGUGGUUGAGAGAGUGGAAGAGGUUGGAGUUGCUGUUCUGAUCACUUCCCUCGGGAUCCCGAUUUACUGCUUUGCUGUUUUGUGGCGCUCGAAACCCCAGUGCAUCAAACGAUUCCAUGACAUAACAACUGUGCAAGCCCAGAAGUUGUUCCUGUCGCUUCCGCAAGACGAUUACGACGGGGAUGAAGAUGACGACGACGAAAACGACGAAGAAAAGAAAAAUAACGAAGAUCUGAAGCGAAGACGGAACCGGAAAGUUGGCGAGAGCUGCAUGAUUUGUUUUCUCUUUCUCUCGCACUUGCGGAAGGAGGAAGAAUUCCUCGGGUCUCUGGCGUCACUCUUUCGCCGUGGAAUGUCGAGGAGGUAUGAUGGCCACUCAAAUUCAGCUGUUGCAAAGCCAGCACAUGCCAAAUACUUUAUGGGUCAUGGUCAUGCUGGAGGCCAUCAUGGGGACUCUUUGCUUCAGCAGCAGCAUCAUGAUGAUGAGGCCAUCAUCAUCAGCAGCAGGGAACCUUCAAUCAACAAUCCAAGAUGGCGCCGCAUGAAAGAACCCUCACCUCAGGAUGCAUUUGGAUUCAAUGGGGCCAUGUCUUACAUUGGAGGGAAAAACAUAAUUAAAGCCGAAAGUUCAACGUCGUCAUCACCAUAAUCCGAUGCAUAAAAAAAAUAAAUCUCUUGUCACAAAAUUAUGUUAUUCUUGUAUAUCGCACAGCAGGAUGGUUUAUUGGCAUGGUUUUCAACCCACAUCCAGCAGCAGAAAUAAUGAGACAAUUGCGUUGCGGAAAAUACUGCUUGAUUAUAUGUGGAAUACGGAGCAACUGUCAAUAAAGUCUAUAUGGACUAGACCAA
Molecule: messenger RNA, 2283 nt
Organism: Notodromas monacha
Lineage: Eukaryota; Metazoa; Arthropoda; Ostracoda; Podocopida; Cyprididae
Source: the annotation of a GenBank genome assembly